UGGCGUUGGGAAACCGUGACGGCCCCUCCGAAGGUUUCCCAUAUUUGUUCAAAAGGCGAGCAGCGGAGCGGAGGCUGCCCGGGAGGGCGAUCGCGGAGCCUCGGAGGGGGUUGAAGCGCGUCUCUUUGCGGGUCGUGGGAAUGGGGUCCAAGACGAAAGAAGCGGCCAAAGCCCCUGGCCAAGAGCCCAGGGUCGCCUCUGGCAAGGAGACCCCCGCAGCCCCUUUGGAGAAGAAGAAGAGCCGCCCGGGGGACGAUGCCAAAGCGGGCAAGGAUGAAGACGUUCACACGUGCUGCGGUUGCCGGUUCCCGUUGCUGGUGGCUUUGCUGCAGCUGGUCCUGGGCGUCUCCAUCACCGUCCUGGCCUUCCUGAUGGCCGAGUUCAGCCCUUCGCUGCUGCUGCGGGAGACUCCAUAUUGGGCUGGAGCGCUUGUUUGUCUGGUGGCUAUCAUUGGGUUUGUGAUGCUUUGUAUUUCUUACCAGCCGGAUGAGAAAACUUGCAUUCAGUUCUUCAUCAAGGUUGCCUAUUUCCUCCUGAGCGCGCUGAGUCUGAAUGUCUGCGUGCUGGCCAUGGCUUUCGCUGCGUAUUGCUACGCCCAGAUACUCCAGUUUACCUGCGAGCCCAUCUCGGAGUCGGUUUGCCACUGCAAACUGGACACGGCAGAUCCCCUGAGCCGGACCUUCACCUACCAGAGUGACUGCAGUUUCAUCACCAACACCUUCUACCUCUUCCUGCUGAUCCAGUUCCUCCUCAACCUCCUGGCAGCCGUCGUGGGAUUUGCGGCCUGCUUCGUCAUGUGGAAGGAUCGCUACCAAGUCUUCUACGUGGGCACCCGGGUGCAGCCACACGCCGUGGCGGGAGGGAGGCCCCAAUCCAAAGUAUAGGUGGGACGAGGAGAAGGCCUCACGAGAAGCCACCAAAAUAACGUCUUUGUCCAAAAGUAGCGACUCUUCCCGAAACCCGAGGAGAGACGUGCGGGCGCAUCCGUUCACAUACAUCCGAAGAACUACAGGAUGGCGCAUUUCUAACGACAAUGGUCUGUCAAACCCUCUUGGUCGAGAACCCUUCCAACGUGCCUCCAAAUAACGCAUCCUGCAUUUGGUGCUAGUUGCAGGAAGUGUGUGAGCAUUUCCCGGAAGAGAAGACACGGAAAUGGAGACCUCCUCUUGCACAUUCCCACUUCUCGGAAUUUGGGGUGGUUAGUCUGCCAACGUUCCAAUUUUGGGUGCGGAUAGAACUGAAUCGGGGUUAUUAUCAGGGGUGAAAUGCUCCCAGUUCGGACCGGAUCACCCGAUCCGGUAGCGAUGGUAGUGGGUGGUUCGGAGAACUGAUAGCAAAAAUCCCUGCCCCCCCACAUGCCCAGCUGAGCCACGCGAUCAUCAGAGGUUUUUUUUUUUUACUUUUAAAAGCAUUUUUUCUUCGGUUGAAAAAAUGCUUUUAAAAGUAAAAAAAAAAAACCUCUGAUGAUCGCACGGCUCAACUGGGAUCAUCAGAAUCUUUUAAAAGCAUUUUUUCUACAACUUCUUCGGCCAAAGAGGUUGUAGAACAAAUGUUUUUAAAAGGCUCCUCUGACGAUCCCAGCUGAGUUGCCUGAUUCGUCAGAGGCUUUUUUUUCCUUUUAAAGGCAAAAAAAAAAAUGUUUUUAAAAGAAAAGCCUCUGACGAUCAGGCAACUCAGCUGGGAUCGUCAGAGGAGCCUUUUAAAAGCAUUUUUUUACAACAUCUUCGGCCGAAGAGGUUGUAGAAAAAAUGCUCUUAAAAGUAAAAAAAAAAAAAAAGUUGGCCACACCCACCCAGUCACAUUACCCUCCCCCACCAAGCCACGCCCACAGAACCGGUAGUAACAAAUUUUACAUUUCACCAGUGGUUAUUAUGUUUUAAUCUAGGAGUCUCCAUACUUGACAACUUUAAGAGCGGUGAACUUCAAACUCUCAGAAUUCCCCAUGCUGGCUAGGGAAUUCUGGGAGUUGAAGUCCACAAAUCUAAAAACUGCCAAAUCUGGAGAGCCCCGUUUCAGUCCAUGGCAUUUCCUUCUAGGGAAGAGCAAGUAGCUCACAAAUGUGGCCGGUACGACACUAAAUGAAGCGUUAAUGGGGACCAAGGGCAAGUAGAUGCAGAAAAAAAAACACAGGUAAUCCUCGAUUUAUGAUCAUUGAGCCCCAAAUUUACGAUGCUAAGCGAGACAUUUGUUCAGUGAGUUUUACCCCAUCUUAAGACCUUCUUUGCCACAGUUGUGCAUGUGUUUUGCUCUCUCGUGCUCAUGUGCCCGGCCUCGAAAACGUGCCUAAAUAGGACGUCACAGAGCCGGCCUGCGAUCUCCGCUAGCAGUUUUCCCGAACCAGUACGAACCGGCUGAAUUACCACCUCUGCCUCACCCUCUGUUGAGUUAGAGUUAGGUUGAAUCCUCUCUCGGACCGAAGGGAUGAGACCACCGAUCUCCAGCCUACAACACAUCUCCUUUUAGCAGUUCCAAGAAGGUUCCACACACUCA
Molecule: messenger RNA, 2490 nt
Organism: Ahaetulla prasina
Lineage: Eukaryota; Metazoa; Chordata; Lepidosauria; Squamata; Colubridae
Gene: SSPN
Product: sarcospan
Exons: 3
Coding region: 141-884 (247 amino acids)
Cellular component (GO): sarcolemma; dystrophin-associated glycoprotein complex
Source: RefSeq, a predicted model, not a curated record